GUGAAGAAUCUGUGUAGAUUGACCAAAGAGCUAUGAAGAGCUGGCUGGUCGACAUUGUACAAAUUCUUCUGCAGAUCUGCUACACUUCCCAAAGUGUUAGGAAUGGCUGCGGACAACCACCGAGAAGAAACAAUGAAGAACUGGCAUUCCCAUCCAGGAAACAUUCCUACUCGCAUGGGGAUGAAGUCGUUUACAACUGCCAACCCGGAUAUAUAAAACUUGGGCAAAUUCGAUUUCAGUGUAACCAGGGAGAAUGGGAACAAACCAUGCCACAUGUGGAGUGCAGAAAUAAGCCUUGUGGACAGCCAGGAGAUACCCCGUUUGGCUCUUUUGAGCUUUUCAGUGGAGAUGAAUUUGUCUUUGGGGCCCGUGUUGUCUAUCGGUGUGAUGAAGGAUAUGAGAUGAUUGGAAAAACCAAUUACCGUGAAUGUCAGGUAGAUGGAUGGAGCAAUGAUGUCCCUCGGUGUGAAAUAAGGAGAUGUCCCCCAGUAAAAGCACCAGAACAUGGAAGGCUCAUUAUGGCUGGAAAACAAAAGGAAGACCCUGAGUUUGUAUAUGGUCAGGUGGUGCUAUUUGAAUGCCUUGGGAGCUUCAAAAUCCUGGGAUCUGAACAUAUCACUUGCACAGCCGAAGGAGAAUGGAGUGCAUCUGUACCAACAUGCUCAGCAAUGUAUUGUGAAGCUCCCAUUCUGGAGAACGGGCAUCUUCAACCAAGAAAGGACCAAUAUCUGAAUGCAGAAAGAGUGGAUUUUUUAUGUCGCCCUGGUUUUGGAAUAGUUGGGCCUCCUUUUGCCCUAUGCUUCCAUGCUGCAUGGUCUUCCCCACCUCCGAUGUGUAAAGCAAUGCAUUGUGGAGCUCCCAUUUUGGAGAAUGGACAUAUUCGACCAAGAAAGGACAAAUAUCGGAAUGCAGAAAGUGUGCAUUUUGUAUGUCACCCUGGUUUCAUAAAAGUUGGGCCUCAUUUUGCCCGGUGCUACAACUCUGCAUGGUCUUCACCACCUCCAAUCUGUAAAGCAAUGUAUUGUGAAGCUCCCAUUCUGGAGAACGGGCAUCUUCAACCAAGAAAGGACCAAUAUCAGAAUGCAGAAAGAGUGAAUUUUUAUGUCGCCCUGGUUUCGGAAUAG
This is a messenger RNA of Lacerta agilis (Sand lizard), 1124 nucleotides long. RefSeq names its product complement factor H-like. The record is from RefSeq and is a predicted model, not a curated record. Lineage: Eukaryota; Metazoa; Chordata; Lepidosauria; Squamata; Lacertidae.